AAUACCAUGCACGCACAGUACGUUUAUCAUUUUCUCUGCCGCUAUUUCAUGACGUCAAUGAAUAAUGAGAUGAUUCGAAAAUGUGAUGGGUCGGGUUUUGAGUUGAUUUCGGCACCAUACCGCUCCUCUCACACACAGACACACACGGCUGAUACAUGGAGCUUUACCAGUAUCCGAGAGGCCUUUCGUACGUACCGUAGCAGCCGACAAAUUUUGACGAGAUAUACGGUAUACGUUGUUUGUUGCUGCUGCUGUUUCCCGAGAUCGUCUGCAACGAAAACCGGUACUGUUUGAGGUUCAUGGUAUUUCUACACGGACUUCCACUAUGUGAGAACUGAACAGCCUUGUGUAAUAGAGACCAACCUUUGAACUGUACCCAGUUCCACAUCAGCAUUUACUGGACAUUCUCUAAAACUCUAGAAAGUGAGACAUGUCACAAUGAGUACCUACAUGUAUGAGUUAGAGAGAUAGCCUGAAGUUACAUCAGUGUACACUUUGCUAAUUUGAACAAUUCUGCUGCUGGAGACAGGUGAGCACAGAGCUUGGCAGACAACAUGGCCCAGACAAGGAGGUUUGUUGUAUGGCAGCUGCCUACACGUCUUAGCUUGAGGAUACUCCUGUGCUUUCUGCUUCUUCAAGUUUUUACAGUCUCUGGAACAGAAGCAGCAAAAGAUGUCAAUAAUAAGACAGUUUGUAAACCAGGAUUAAUCUUGCCUAUCUGGGAACCGCAAGAGGACAUAACUCUUGGAGAUAAGAUCGCCAGAGCUAUCGUGUACUUCACUGCACUUGCGUUCAUAUUCCUUGGAGUGUCCAUCAUUGCUGACCGCUUCAUGUCGGCCAUUGAAGUCAUCACUUCAAAGGAGAAAGAAGUCACUAUCAAGAAGCCCAAUGGAGAGAUUGUAACUGUGAAUGUAAGAAUCUGGAAUGAGACUGUGUCUAAUUUAACUCUUAUGGCUCUUGGGUCUUCAGCUCCUGAGAUCCUGCUCUCCAUUAUUGAAAUUUGUGGGCGAAAUUUUGAGGCAGGAGAUCUUGGCCCAGGAACAAUUGUUGGCAGUGCAGCAUUUAACCUGUUUGUUAUCAUUGCAAUAUGUAUAUACUGUAUACCCAAUGGGGAGCUUCGGCGCUUGAAGCAUUUAAGAGUGUUUUUUGUUACCGCUACAUUCAGUAUAUUGGCUUAUGUGUGGUUACUUGCCAUUUUGAAGCUCUUCUCUCCUGGUGUCAUUCAAUUGUGGGAAGCAAUAGUAACACUGAUGCUGUUUCCUGUGACUGUUAUUUGGGCAUACAUUGCCGAUAAGCGCAUCUUUUUUUACAGAUUUCUCAGGAAAAAGUACACUGCUGAAAGGGUUGUUAGGAGAGGGUCCAACUUGCAAAAUGCAAUGGAGAUGGGCGAGAAUGAGAUGCAUGAAAAUCAUCUCAAUCAUGGAAUGGAUGGCGUUGAGUUCAAGGGCAAAAGAUAUAAGGAUCUGGAUGGAGAUGUGAGUGACAUCAAGGAUUUGGAGGAUUCUAGGAAGGAAACCAUUCGCCUUCUUAGGGAACUGAGACAGAAACACCCAGAUGCUGAUCUUGCUACCCUUGAGCAGAUGGCCAACUAUGAAGCCCUUAACAACCAGCAAAAGAGCAGGGCCUUCUACCGUAUUCAGGCUACUAGGAAGAUGUGCGGCGCUGGUAAUAUCCUCAAGAAGACAUUGGAGAAAAAGCGAGCAAGUGUGGCAGAAGUGAAGAUAGAAGUACCGCAGGAUGACUCCAUCACCCGCGUAUGCUUUGACCCAUCCAACUACACUGUCAUGGAGAAUGUGGGAAAUUUCACCAUCACUGUUGCGCGACUCGGCGGGGACAUGAACAGCACCGUGUAUGUUGACUAUAAGUCAGAAGACGGUACGGCCAAUGCUGGUUCGGACUACCACUAUGCUGAGGGAACUCUAAUCUUCAAGCCAGGGGAAACCCACAAGGAGAUUCCCCUCAGCAUCAUCGAUGACGAUAUCUUUGAGGAGGAUGAGCACUUUUAUGUGCGUCUGAAUAACAUCCGUGUUGGUGGCCCUGACGGGAUGUUUCAGAGCAACUGCAACGAUCAGCAAGCACAAAUUGUGGAGCCACUCCUUGCCACCAUCACCAUCCUGGACGAUGAUCAUGCUGGCAUAUUCCACUUUGAAGACAAAGUUGCCAAGAUUCCAGAAUCCUCUGGAGAGGCACAGUUCAAGGUUGUUCGAUCUGCUGGAGCAAGAGGCAUGGUGCGCGUUCCCUACAAGACGAUCGAGGGAACCGCCAAAGGAAAUGGAAUCGACUUUGUGGAUGUGGAAGGCGAGCUGGAAUUUGAGAAUGACGAAACUUGGUAAGUACUUUUUCCCUUCCUGCUAACAAUAGAUUUGCUACUCAUAAUUAGCAUUUACUCACUUACAGUGUUUGACUAUAGAUCAAAACAGAAAGUGACUGAAAUUAUACAAAAUAAUAAUAAUUAUGGGGUAAGAAGACAGUAAAAAGUAAAACAAUACUCUUUAUGUACCUGGUAUGAUACUACACUGCACUUGCUUUAAAAGGUAAACAUUGCAGUUCUUAUAGCAAUUAUAUAUUCUGUACACCGUAUAUCACAAAAAAAAACCCAAUGCAGAUGGUCACCUAACCUUCAGAUAUUUGUCAAGCAUAAUGUAGAUGGAGUCCAUCUUUCCCUGUUUGAAGUUAUUGCUAUCCCUUGUGUGUGUUAAUCACAUUCUGCUUUAAUUACCAUAUCAUGAGGAAAAAGUGCUGUAACCAGUAUAGUAGUUCAGGCGAAUCUACUAUCCUGCUAUAGCUAGCAGAUGUCUUCAUAAUCACUAAAGAUUAUUAGGGGGAGGGGAAUGUAAGCAUGCAAUAUGAUUUUCAUUCAAAGAUGAGAUCAUAAAACAGCACAUAGAUAAAAUUUACACUGGUCACUUAUGUCUUUUACAGAAAUUGAUUAAAUACCAAUGCCAUGUCUUAAGAGAUAUUCCUCAAAGUGAAUUAUGUGGGCAAUAUCACAAAAUUUCUUAAAUUUGUAUUGCUUACAAAUUAUUAAGUUUAUUAUGAGGUACAUAUUUUUCUGUUAUGUAACACUUAAAUUCAUCAUCCAGUCUUCACAUUAUUUGCUACAUGUAGUUUUUAAGAAAUAUACAAAAGUAUUUUUCAAAAGGAAAUUAUUGAUUUUAGUUUAGGGUGAAAUUCAGGUGAAGGCUGUCAUUCUUCCAUUUAAUAAAUGGCACCAUUUGCAAUUGAUUGAUAGAUCUGUGUUCAACUGAAUUUUGCUUGAUAUAUUUCAUCUAUCAGUUAUUGCUCUAAUCCAGAACUUCCAAUCUAAUUAGGGUAUCAAUCACUUUGUGCCGCUUCAACACCUUGCCACCAGGUACCUCUUACCCCCCUGACUGCCCUCCACCUGAGGCUCAUUAAGGGUAUACACUGCUCAUCAUAUUACCAUUACAGUGUCGGUCUGUCUUCAUCGGCCCAAGCUAUUCAUCAAACUGUCAUAUCCAAGUUAAUUUCCCCGAUUUUUGUCUUGUAUGCAAACGCUAUUAUUAGGCUAUUUCUUGUGUUGUAUAGCAACAUUACAAUCCUGAUUCAACUUUGCGUAAAAUAAUGAUCUUCAUGUAUUUGGUCUGUUGAUUAAUUAUCCAACAAAUUUACAAGGAGAAAUGCAUUCAAGUUUUGGUUCUGGAUUAAUUACAAUGUAGGCCUAUGAAUGGUACCAUAACGUGAUGGGGGCCCAUAGUGCACAUACUAUUUAGCCCAAAUUCCCACUUGGGCUGAUGGACAGGGAGUCUCUAGAAUCUCAGGUUUAAUAUAUUGAUGGCUAAUUAGAGCUCGAAUUGUGUAAUUUAGUAAACCAGGGCUAAUGGAGAUUGACCCUUAAAUGACAAGGUGUGAGAUCUCUAAGCUUGGGAUUUACGUAGAAAGACAGAUUGCGUAGUUUUGCUGAGUCCUUGACCUUCAUUUUUGUGAAUCAUAGUUGUAAUAUAUGUUGUGAUAAGUGGAUGAUUAUAUAGAUUGGAAUGAUCUUGUUAAUGUCAUUAAUUUAAUAAGGGCUGAAAUAAAUAUAGAGUAUGGGACUAUUCAAUUUAAAAAGGAAUUGCCUGGAACCCUAGUCAAUUAAAACUGUUCUUUAAUAAAGUUCAUAGCACCUGGUCUAAAAGGGUCUUGGACUUGGUCUCACCAUGGAUCCUACUAUCCAUGUCUAGAGUAAACUGAAGCAGUGGUUUAGUCAACUUGUCUGAAAGGGCUUAAUCCCAUCUUUGUUGUGUCCACUUGACACAGAUGACGCAUACCACUUUCAGCCAAAUCCCUGUGGCUGUGAAGUGAUUUUGAAGAAAACCGGUUUGACGUCAUGGGGGAAAAUUUGCUGGGCGUUUUUCGAAAUUAUUUUCAUAGGGUUUCUGACCAUGUCUCAUAGAGAGAAUGAUUUUAUAUUGACAGAAGUAAUUAUCAUACACAUGUAGGUGUUCAAGAAAAUUAGACAGAAAGUCUUAUGAAGUUUGCUCUCAAUGAUACAAUUUGAGAUGUCUUUCUUCGGCUUCUUCUUUCAGCUACUGAUCCAGAGUGAUACCUUUAAUGAACUUUUUUUGCCAAGUUUUUUUUUAAUCAAUAUCCAUUGAGAACUUUAUCAUUUUCUAAUGUAUGUUUGUAGUUCUGGGAAUGAAACCACUGGUAUCAACCCAGUAUUGCUCACCUUUAAAAGUGGAAGCCAUUCCUGAUUAUGAUUUGGUUAAAAUUUGAGUCGCUGCAUUAUGUACAUGUACCAGUAGGCUCUUUUUAAAUCUACAUUUUUUGUAAAGUUAUCAAUUUUGCUGUUGACCUUGGUGAUUUUUUGUGUCAUAUCAGUUUUACCUCUUCUUUAUCAGCAUGCUUUAAAAUAGCAAUUUCCUUCUAGAUAGAAUAGCCUUCUGUAACCUGUUUAGUGUUCGAAUAAUUUGCUUUAAAGUCUUUGUUAUACAUGUAAAUGUUUGAAUUUCAGAAUUGUAUUUUUUUUAAUAUGCACCCAGUACGGUGUAUACCUUAAUUGAAUCCUACAUGUAUUUCUCAUCUAGUGCUAAUCCCUGCUCUUGUUUUCUUCCUCGCCAUUACUUUCUUUAAUGUGGCUUGGUUGUGCCCCUGGAUGGGGGAGUUAGCAUCAGCUAACAAUAAAUGACGGGGUUGACAUUUAAGUAAUUGAGGUGGUGAAAGCCUGGGAGGACCUCGGCACUGGAAGUCAGAGGCGAGUGGGAGGUGAUAGAUAUUAGUUGGUGUCUAACUAUAGGUCUUUGCCGGCCUUUUUGUGAAAUGCAAUCUAUUUCCAAUCUCAGGAAAUAUGACAAGGAGGAUGCUUAUUGAUGACAAGUGCUUUUUAUUCCUCCUUUCAUCACAUUAAUCAUUUCAUUUUAAAAAGAAAUUGUUCUUCUAUUUUUGAUGUGUGUAUUACAAAUUUUGCUGCAUGUAAAUGUGCCCCAUAAAGCCAUAAUCAUAUACUGUAUAAUCCUGAAAAUAGACAGUGUACAGUAAAUCAUCAAAUACUCAAACAUGCUGAAACCUGUUUCAUUAAUUAAAACUUUUCAUAUUAAAGUUAUCUACGAGCAACUGGAAUACUAAGGUGCUAAACCACCUAUUGUACCAAAAUUCACACAAGUUUUUAAAAAGAUAUAAUUUGUAUCAAGACUAGCCUAGUGUUCCUUUCAUGUAUGAAUCUCUCAAGUGCAUAGACUUCCUUCAAAUUUCAAUAUUUAAAGGGGCUGCACUCAUCUAUAGCCUACAACAGAUUCCAAUAUUAAAGAACAGUUUGGGAAAAAUUGAAAGGGCAUUUAUAAAAAUGUUUUAAAGGCAGAUGAGAAUAUUAAGAAUAUCAGCUACCAACCACACAAGAAAUAAUGGAUGCCGACUGAUACUGUUGAUUUGAUUGCCAUUUCUAUUUUUUUUUUAGACAAAUAAAAAAGAAAAAACCUUGACUGCAUCAUUUCCUGUGCGCGUAUUGUAUAAAAAUGCAUCAGCAGUGCUGAUACGAUGCAGUACACGGCCUGUAUUGGCUGCAUUUCAGCAGGGUUUAUCUCACUGGGGCUUUUCCCCAUUGAUAUUCUAAAAAGACAGUUGAUUUGGAAUGUGCACUUUUCAAGUUGGAUUUUUUUUAGGAAUAGGGUGAAUUAUCUGCACAAAUACCUAUUCAAGAAGGGUGAAAAUAAGUGUGAAUUCUCUUACUUUUGCUAUGAAAAUAUCAUUUUGUGAAAGCUUUAUCAGGAAAUAGGCUUAUUAAUAAUUUGUGAUGAAUGCCGGGUAGUCUUUCCUGCUCGCAGAAUAUAGGGUUGUGCAUAUUACACUAAUUGGUGAAUAAUAGAAUACUGUGUCCUCGGGUGUUAGAAUUACAGGUUCAAAUUUGAAUUUUCAUGUGUAUUAGUCUCGUGAUAUCACUUGUGUUGAGCUAACAGUCUGACACCUGGUGGGUGUUUCAUGAAAGAGCUAUUUUUAUUUUAAGAUACGAAUGACUUUACGCACGACUGGUGAUCCUU
Lytechinus variegatus (green sea urchin) is the source of this 6473-nucleotide messenger RNA. Its product is annotated as sodium/calcium exchanger 3-like. Gene Ontology annotation, cellular component: postsynapse; sarcolemma; axon. NCBI's taxonomy places the organism in Eukaryota, Metazoa, Echinodermata, Echinoidea, Temnopleuroida, Toxopneustidae. The record is from RefSeq and is a predicted model, not a curated record. Gene Ontology annotation, molecular function: calcium:sodium antiporter activity. Gene Ontology annotation, biological process: sodium ion transmembrane transport; cell communication; calcium ion import across plasma membrane. The transcript has 2 exons. Bases 555 to 2333 code for a protein of 592 amino acids.